Panicum virgatum (switchgrass) is the source of this 1241-nucleotide messenger RNA. RefSeq lists its product as uncharacterized. Bases 215 to 973 code for a protein of 252 amino acids. Lineage: Eukaryota; Viridiplantae; Streptophyta; Magnoliopsida; Poales; Poaceae. The transcript has 5 exons. The record is from RefSeq and is a predicted model, not a curated record.
UUCGUCGAUUUAGCUCACUGCAACCACAGCUACUCAGAGAACAGUCACCGUUGGUUACUCCAUGUAUCAAGUAUCAACCUGCAGUGAGCAGUCCAACUCUUAACCUUCUCAACAGAUGGUAAUCCUACAUGAUAAUGAGAUGCAGGGCCAUCAAGUCAAAGUCCAUCACUAGUACCUUGUCAGCAGUACCAGUCAUUGUUGGACCAGGCCUUCCAUGAAUUCCUAUCCACCUCAGCUCCCUGACAGUCUUUUUAUAAACCCCACUCCCCUGCAAGAAUCUGCAGAAGAACAUACAGAAACCAGUGAGCCACCCACCAAUAGUUUCCUUCCAUCCAUGGCAUGCAUCAACACCUUCCAGAGUUGCUCCAUUGCCAGAGGGGCAAAGAUCAACACAAGAGCUAGGGGCAGUGCUGGAAAGGGAUCACCAACCUUUCAGUGCAGGGCGUCCACUUUCGUUGACGCCAGCCUACGGCUUGGGCUCGACGAGAACCCUGAGGCAAUCAUCUCAGGCGAGUGGCCUGAGAACUUCUCCCUUCUCAGCUACGAUGAUCUCCGUGCCUACCUUCAGUCACAGGAGACCGUCCAAGAAGGCAAUCAGCAGGUAGCUCUCUUGAGUGAGACCAUGUCAACACCUGUGCUAGUGGCCACAGCAGAGCAGACGCUGGAGGAGGUGGAAUGCCACUUUGAGGCUGUCUCAGGGCUUCCAGUUGUAGACAGCAGCCUCAGAUGUGUUGGGGUGGUCGUCAAGAAUGACCGGAACAAAGCUUCGCACGGGCCAAAAACAAAGAUUGAAGAAGUAAUGACCUCUCCAGCCAUCACAAUAUCAUCAGAUAAAACAGUGAUGGAUGCUGCAGUUCUGAUGCUCAAGAAGAAAAUUCACAGACUACCAAUUGUAAAUCAGGAUAAACAAGUGAUAGGUAUAGUUACCCGUGCUGAUGUUCUUCGCGAGUUGGAAGGACUGCUGAAGAUUUAGAAGGGCAGCAUUCCAUGCUCGGAAGUCAGAACUUGUUGUAAAUAUGUCCAUGGUGUUUUUGAGUGGUAGCAAGCAGAUCUAUAAUCUGUAGGAGUGCGCUGUAGAAUCGGUGAAAAUAAGCCAGGAAGAGUUUGAGAUCUUGUCCUCGUAAAAGUAGCACACCAGGAAACUUCUUCUCUGUAUUGUACUGCUCGCACAACCAAAUGCUGUAACAAGUCAAAUAUUUCCAGAGCAAUAUAAAUAGACGUGCCUAAAUAAUCUUUCAGAA